This is a messenger RNA of Rosa rugosa (rugosa rose), 2097 nucleotides long. Its product is annotated as transcription termination factor MTERF2, chloroplastic. The transcript has 7 exons. The record is from RefSeq and is a predicted model, not a curated record. Lineage: Eukaryota; Viridiplantae; Streptophyta; Magnoliopsida; Rosales; Rosaceae. Bases 115 to 1926 code for a protein of 603 amino acids. Gene Ontology annotation, molecular function: double-stranded DNA binding. Gene Ontology annotation, biological process: regulation of DNA-templated transcription.
UAUAGCUCAGUUUGGGUUUUCAGGGUUUAACACCAUAUCCCAUUCACAACACAUUUUAUAGGGUUUAAGAAAGACUUCAUCUUUCUCAAUGUAUUGAGUGUGAUACCUCCAAUUAUGUCCUCCCCCAAAUUCCUCUCGAUCCCCACAACUCUCACCUUAACUAUCAACUUAUCCUCAUCCCUAAACCCACCCAGAACCCCAUCCUUCUUCCCAAACCCCCCAAACCCCACAUUAACUCUCAGACUCCACCUUACCCAAAACCCCAAGAACCCAUUUUUCCACACCCCCUCCAAAACCCAUCUCCACCUUCACCAUCCCCUGCUCGCCGCACCACCCAGCUGCCCUGCGUCCUCGCCGGACCACCAAUCGGAGCAAGUCUUGGCUGCCCAAGAAGCUAUCUUGGAGUUUCUUCAAGAACUUGGGGUUUCUGAGGAGGAAGCAAUCUUUGUUUCGUUGAAUUCGCCGAGAUAUAUGCGGGUGUUGGUGGAUGGGGUCCAGGAGUUGGAUGAGCUUGGGGUGUGGAGAGAGCAGUUGGUUGGGUUUAAAGAGAAGGUGAAGUAUUUGGCUAAGGAGAAAGGUGACAAUGGCAAGGUUGCGUUUUUGGAGAGUGCGGUUGGGUUGGGUCUAUCUUCGGCUAUGAAUAUUGCAAGGCAUUCGUCGGCAGAGACACUACUUGGGCUCAUUGACAAGGUUAAGUAUGUGAAGGAAAUAUUCUUUUCUGGCAGUAAUGAUGGGGGGCUCAUUGGAAAAAAUGCUCGUCGUAUGAUGAUGCACCUAUCAAUUCCUAUUGAUGAAGACCUGCAACUAACCUUAUCCUUCUUUGAAAAGAUUGCGGCUAGGCGUGGAGGUCUGGACAUGUUGGGUUCGGAAGAUGCUACUUUUCGUUAUUUGAUUGAAUCAUUUCCACGUCUUCUAUUGUUGUCCUUGGAGCGUCACAUGACCCCUGUGGUUGAAUAUCUUGAAAAUAUGGGAGUCCGCAGAGAAAGCAUGAGAACCAUAUUUUUGUUAUUUCCACCGGUUAUAUUUUGCAACAUUAAAGUCAUUACAGCGAGAGUGCAUGCUUUUAAAGAGUUUGGUCUGGAGGAUAAAGAUGUUGGCAGAAUGUUGAUUAAAUAUCCAUGGAUUCUAUCUACAAGCAUUCACGAGAACUUCAAAGAGGUUCUUUCUUUCUUUGAUUUAGAAAAGGUCCCAAAAGCAAGUGUUGGGUGUGCAAUCAGAAGCUGGCCUCAUAUCUUGGGUUGUUCGACUAGUACUCUAAAAGUGAUGGUUGAACAGAUUGAUGAAUUGGGUAUUGCAAACAAGAAGUUGGGUCAGGUGAUCUCUAGAAGUCCUCAGCUACUAUUACGGAAACCUAAAGAAUUUCUUCAGGUAGUUUCAUUCAUGGAAGGUCUAGGAUUUGAUAAAGAAACUGUUGGGACCAUACUUGGUCGCUGUCCUGAAAUAUUUGCUGCCAGCAUUGAGAGAACACUUAAGAGAAAGCUGGAUUUCCUUGCAAGUAUUGGUGUUUCAAAAGUUCACCUUCCUCGGGUUAUCAAAAAGUACCCGGAGCUUCUUGUGUCUGACACUGACAGAACUUUGCUUCCUCGGGUGAAGUACCUGAUGAAGAAAGGGCUGUCACGGAGGGAUAUUGCAUUCAUGGUCCGCAGAUUUUCUCCUUUACUUGGGUACAGCAUCGAAGAGGUUUUGCGACCAAAGCUUGAGUUCCUCUUAAACACCAUGGAGAAGCCGAUAACAGAAGUGGUGGACUAUCCGAGAUACUUCAGUUAUUCAUUAGAAAAGAAGAUAAAACCAAGGUACUUGGUGCUAAAGGGAAAAAAUAUCGAGUGUAGCUUAAAGGAUAUGUUGGCUAAAAACGAUGAAGAAUUUGCUGUUGAGUUUAUGAGUGGUGAAAAUAUGCUCGUCACAUCUCCGCCUACACAGCAAUGAAGUGAAGGGAGAGUUGCUCCUAGAUUUAGAUUGUAAAUAAUAAACCUCAGAUUUAGUCAGAGUUCUGUUUCACUUUUGUUGUAAUGCUCAAUGUAUAGCUGUAAUAUUUCAGUGAUAUUUUUUCUUUCUAUACGAAAAGUAAAAUUACAAACUGGAAAUUUCAUUGAUCUU